CCCAGAGUCGCAGUGUACAAUAAAAAAUCUCUUAUUAAACCGGGAAAACCUUGAUCUUCUACACUUCCAUUCAUCUCAUUGCAGCAAUGCUGCUUUAGCUUCAGAAUCAAAUACUAGAAGAGGGAAAAGGAAGAAACGAAGAUGAGCACGGUCGACAAGAUGCUGAUAAAGGGAAUCCGGAGCUUUGACCCGGAGAACAAAAACGUCAUUACAUUCUUCAAACCCUUAACCCUCAUCGUCGGCCCCAACGGCGCCGGAAAAACUACAAUCAUUGAGUGCUUGAAGGUGGCCUGCACUGGAGAAUUGCCUCCUAAUGCUCGUUCCGGUCAUAGUUUUGUCCAUGAUCCCAAGGUGGCAGGGGAGACGGAGACAAAAGGGCAGAUUAAGUUGCGGUUUAAGACUGCAGCAGCGAAGGAUGUGGUCUGCAUUAGGUCAUUUCAGCUAACUCAAAAGGCCACAAAGAUGGAGUAUAAAGCCAUUGAGAGUGUGCUGCAGACAAUCAAUCCUCAUACUGGAGAGAAAGUUUGCUUAAGCUAUAGGUGUGCAGACAUGGACCGUGAAAUACCUGCUCUUAUGGGUGUGUCGAAGGCUAUUCUUGAAAAUGUGAUUUUUGUACACCAAGAUGAGGCCAAUUGGCCACUGCAAGAUCCUUCUACGCUGAAAAAGAAGUUUGAUGACAUCUUCUCUGCUACUAGAUAUACAAAGGCUCUGGAAGUUAUUAAAAAACUUCACAAGGAUCAAGCCCAAGAGAUAAAGUCAUAUAAACUGAAAUUGGAGAAUCUUCAAACACUGAAAGAUGCUGCAUACAAGUUAAGAGAAAGUAUUGUUCAAGAUCAGGAGAAAACAGAGAAAGUGAAAAAUCAAAUGCAAGAGCUUGAAGGAGAGAUCCAAAACUUAGAUAGUAAGAUCCACCAUGUUGAAGGAACUUUAAAGGACCUAAGGAAAUUACAGGAUCUGAUAACUGCCAAAACUGUAGAAAGAAGCACUUUGUUCAAAGAGCAGGAGAGAAAAUAUGCUGCUCUAGCUACAGAGAAUGAAGAUACUGAUGAAGAACUGCUGGAAUGGAAAACCAAGUUUGAUGAAAGGCUAGCUCGUUUGGAAUCAAAAAUUAGCAAAUUGGAGAGAGAAAAGGAUGACACAAUAACGAAGAGAUUUCACCUUCAGGAGGAAAUUAAAGACUGUAUCCGGGAUAUUAGCAAACUUCAAACUGAAGCUGAAGCUCACAUGUCCAACAAGAGUCAGAGAGAUGCAACUAUUAAGGAGCUUUUUGAAAGAUUUAAUUUAGGUCCUGUUUCAAAUACUCCAUUCAGUAAUGAAGUUGCUGAGGACCUCAUGAAUCGAAUAUCAUCGAGGCUCAUGGGCUAUGAAAAGGAUUUGGAGGAUAAAAAGAAAUCAAACCUGGCGAUAACUACAACGGCAUGGCGUCAGUACGAGAAUGCAAAUAGCCGUUGGAAAGAUAUGGGUGCCAGCAUACAGGCUAAAGCAGAGAUCAAGAGCAGUAUUUUGAAGCGCAUUGAACAGAAGAAGAAUGAGCUUGAUGAGCUUGAACUUGAAAUAUCUAAUGUCAAUUUGGUUCACCUGGACGAGAGGGAACGGAGAAUGCAAGCUGAAUGUGAGAGAAAGAACCAACAAAUAGAAGAACGAGAAUUUGGGCAAACUAUUCAGCAAAAGCAGAGUGAGAUAUAUAGCUUAGUUCAAAAAAUCAAAGCUCUUAAUCAUGAAAGAGACCUAUUGGCUGCUGAUUCUGAAGACAGAGUUAAACUCUCCCUUAAGAAGGCAGAGCUGGAAACCCAGAAAAAGAAACACAAGAAGAUAGUUGAUGAAUUCAAGGAUAAAAUUAAAGGGGUGAUGAAAGGAAGGCUUCCUCCUGACAAGGAUUUGAAGAAAGAAGUUACACAGGCCCAGAGGGCUCUUCAGAAAGAGUUUGAUGACUUGAGUGCAAAAGCUCGUGAAGCUGAGAAGGAAGUGAAUAUGUUGCAGAUGAAAAUUGAAGAAGUUAAUAAUAACUUAUACAAACUUAACAAGGACGUGGAAUCAAGAAAAAGAUUUGUCGAAUCAAAACUCCAGUUUUUUGACCAACAGUCUGCAAGUAUUGACUAUUACUCUAAAGUUUUGGAUUCAGUCAAAGAGAAAAGGGAUGUCCAGAAAAGCAAAUAUAACAUUGCUGAUGGUAUGCGUCAAAUGUUUGAGCCAUUUGAAAGAGUUGCUCGUGCUCAUCAUAUUUGCCCUUGCUGUGAACGUCCCUUCUCUGCUGAAGAGGAAGAUGAUUUUGUUAAAAAGCAACGGGUGAAAGCUGCGAGCUCUGCUGAGCAUAUGAAAGUAUUGGCUGUGGAAUCUUCACAUGCUGAUUCUCAGUUCCAACAAUUAGACAAGCUUCGUAUGGUUUAUGAAGAGUAUACUAAAAUAGGAAAGGAGUCAAUUCCUCUUGCGGAGAAAAACCUUAAUGAGCUCAAUGAAGAGUUGGAUCAAAAGAAUCAGGCUCUUGAUGAUGUGUUGGGGGUCUUGGCUCAGAUAAAGGCAGACAAGGAUGCAGUGGAUGUCCUAAUUCCACCUGUAGAAAAUGCUGAAAGGCUUUUACAUGAAAUACAGGUUUUGCAGAAGCAGGUUGAUGAUUUGGAAUACAAGCUUGAUUUUCGAGGGCAGGGUGUCAAAUCCAUGGAGGAAAUCCAAUCAGAGCUGAAUAUAUUGGAGACCAAGAAGGAUAAUUUGCAUAAUGAGGUAGAAAAGCUAAGAGAAGAACAGAUUUACAUGGAAAAUGAUCGCACUAGUGCACAGCUAAGGUUGGGUAACAUCAGGGAAGAGAAAUUUAAAGCAACUUCCACUUUGCAGAAUGUUGAGAAGGCACAAAAGGAAUUAGAAUGGUUGACAGAAGAGAAAAGUCAAGUUGAGCUUGAUGAGAAGCAUUUCGGAGAGGCUCUUGGACCUUUAUCAAAGGAAAAAGACAAAUUGCUCCGUGACUACAAUGAUUUGAAAGAGAAAUUUGAACAUGAGCAAGAAAAGCAGUUACAAGUUUGUUCAAAUUUUAGACAGGAAAUGAAGGCAUUGCAAGGGCUGGCUUCUAAAAUUAAAGAGUAUUAUACUGCGAAGAAAGGAGAUAGAUUGAAGGAACUGCUUGAAAAGCAAAAUUGCUCAGAAUCUGAGCUUCGAAACUGUGAGUCCAGAUUGAAGGAGUUAUCAGAACAACUGACCAAAAGCAAGGAUUCAAAGAUGAAUGAAGACAAUUUGAGGCGCAACAUUGAGGAUAACUUGGAUUAUAGGAAAACCAAGGCUGAUGUCGAUCGGCUUACUCGUGAAAUUGAAUCAUUGGAAGAGGAAGUGCUGAAAAUUGGUCGUCUCUCUAGUGUCGAGGCAGAGAUUGUAAGGCUUUCACAAGAGCGAGAGAGGCUUCUUUCAGAGUUAAAUAGAUCACGUGGUACUAUCUCUGUUUUUGAAAGCAAUAUAUCCAAAAAUAAAAUUGAUCUUAAACAAGCACAAUACAAGGACAUUGACAAACGUUAUUUUGAUCAGCUAAUCCAGCUUAAGACAACUGAGAUGGCAAACAAGGACCUGGACAGAUACUACAAUGCCCUUGAUAAGGCACUUAUGCGAUUCCACACAAUGAAGAUGGAAGAGAUAAAUAAGAUUAUUCGUGAACUGUGGCAGCAAACUUACAGGGGACAAGAUAUAGAUUACAUAAGAAUUCAUUCGGAUUCUGAAACUUCUGGCACUCGAUCUUAUAGCUAUAAGUUAGUGAUGCAAACUGGUGAUGCGGAGCUUGAAAUGCGAGGGAGGUGUAGUGCUGGUCAAAAGGUCCUUGCGUCACUUAUAAUACGAUUGGCAUUAGCUGAAACUUUUUGCUUAAACUGUGGGAUACUGGCACUCGAUGAACCAACAACAAACCUAGAUUGCCCAAACUCUGAAAGUCUUGCUGCAGCACUGCUAAGGAUCAUGGAGGACCGAAAGGGACAAGAGAACUUUCAAUUGAUUGUAAUCACACAUGAUGAGCGAUUUGCUCAACUCAUUGGUCAACGGCAGCAUGCAGAAAAAUACUACCGCAUCUCAAAGGAUGACCAUCAGCACAGCAUAAUUGAAGCGCAGGAGAUUUUUGAUUAAACAUCACAAAAUUUCUGCUAAGAGAUCAUCCGGCCAAUGCUGAAGCAGCUGAUAUACUGAAUACCAACACUAGUGUCCUGUUGUAUCAUAGGACGAACUUGCUCAUUCUUAGUGUCUUGAUAUUUAAAGCUGAUGUAUGUUGGUCUUACUAGCAUGGUUGAAAAUAUUGUUAGUCGUUCGGGGGUGCCUAGCGCCUAGGGCGUCUAGGCGGCGGCGCUUAGGCAU
This is a messenger RNA of Ipomoea nil (Japanese morning glory), 4317 nucleotides long. RefSeq names its product DNA repair protein RAD50. The transcript is spliced from 27 exons. Bases 142 to 4092 code for a protein of 1316 amino acids. The record is from RefSeq and is a predicted model, not a curated record. Gene Ontology annotation, biological process: telomere maintenance via recombination; telomere maintenance via telomerase; double-strand break repair. Gene Ontology annotation, cellular component: nucleus; condensed nuclear chromosome; Mre11 complex. Gene Ontology annotation, molecular function: ATP hydrolysis activity; double-stranded telomeric DNA binding; single-stranded telomeric DNA binding. Lineage: Eukaryota; Viridiplantae; Streptophyta; Magnoliopsida; Solanales; Convolvulaceae.